This is a messenger RNA of Mytilinidion resinicola, 3381 nucleotides long. RefSeq names its product ARM repeat-containing protein. The transcript is spliced from 8 exons. The coding region runs from base 169 to 3051 and encodes 960 amino acids. Gene Ontology annotation, cellular component: PAS complex; endosome membrane; fungal-type vacuole membrane. NCBI's taxonomy places the organism in Eukaryota, Fungi, Ascomycota, Dothideomycetes, Mytilinidiales, Mytilinidiaceae. The record is from RefSeq and is a predicted model, not a curated record. Gene Ontology annotation, biological process: phosphatidylinositol biosynthetic process; positive regulation of kinase activity.
CGGCUGGACACCACCGCCUCAACUCUUCAUAAUUGGCCUCCAACCUCGACCAUCACUAUUUCCUAGCUUCUCUGUGGACGUUGUCCCUCUGGCUGUGCUGACAGCCCUCACUCGCGCCUUUCCACCCUCGUUUUAGCUAUGUAGGGCGUCCAAAAACCGCUUGCAGAUAUGGACGUCAACAUUCAGAAGGCGCUGAACGACAAGCUCUAUGACAAACGGAAAACGGGUGCUUUAGAACUUGAAGCCCUCAUUCGAGACUCCCUUGCGGCGAACGACCAUGACCGGAUACAGAAGAUAGUCUUCCAGCUCUGCCACGAAUAUGCCUACGCCGUCCACCAACCACACGCUCGAAAUGGAGGACUUAUCGGACUCGCAGCAGCCUCUAUAGCUUUGGGAGUUGAGGUUGCGCGGUACCUGGAGCAGAUUGUUCCUCCGGUGCUUGCUUGCUUCUCAGACCAAGAUGCUCGCGUUCGAUAUUACGCCUGCGAGAGCAUGUACAAUAUCGCAAAGGUCGCAAAGGGCGAAAUACUGGUCUUCUUCAACCAAGUUUUCGAUGCACUGUGCAAGCUUGCGGCAGACUCCGAAUUGUCGGUAAAGAAUGGUGCCGAAUUGCUAGAUCGACUUAUCAAAGACAUAGUCUCCGAGUCAGCCGCAUCCUACGUCUCCGUACUACGUAUCUCAGAUGAGAUCGAUGAACAUUCUGACGAUGGUGGACACAAAGAACAGUCAAUCGAAGCUCGGACGGCAUUCUCAUUACCCGACUUCAUACCACUCCUUCAGGAGAGGAUCAAUGUUCUUAAUCCAUUUACACGAACUUUUUUGGUCUCUUGGAUAAACUUACUGGACUCCAUACCGGAUCUCGAACUUGUGACCUAUCUCCCAUCUUUCCUCGGCGGCUUAUUCAAAUUUCUCAGUGAUCCUAAUUCAGACGUACACACGGCGACCCAAACAGCGCUCGACAAGUUUCUAUCAGAGAUAAAGAAGAUUGCUCGAAUCAAGCGUGGGAUCGCUGAAAGUCGAAAGAGUGCUGGAGAUGAUGGAAUAAAACACUCGGCUUCCAGCGGUCGGAGUGUGCAAACUAUGAGUAGCGAUGGUAGCAUUCCCCAGGAUCGGCAACGACACGAAGACAGCCUUGACGACGAGAGCAUUAACAGCCAGUCCAUGACCGCGACUGACGAGAAACUAGGCAGUGCAGAGGAUGACUGGAUACCUGGUCAAGAUGUUCAAGUUGACCAUACCAAGAUCAUGGAGAUUUUGGUAACCUUCCUUAGCGAGUCGUCGGGUAUGUGCCGUCCUCUGCUCGAGAAACCGUUGGCUGAUCUUAAGUUAGAAGAAGAGAUCCAGCUCACUACACUUCGGUGGAUUGAUAGCUUUUUCGAAAUCUGCCCAGAGGACAUGAUGCCCUUUGUGCCUCGACUGCUAUCACAUGUGCUUCCCACAAUGUCACACGACAAUGAAAAGGUUCGACAAGCUGCUAAUCGCGUCAAUACUUCGCUCACGGAUUAUAUCUUGUCGCUAUCGGAUGCGAGUCCGAAAUCUGAGGCUCCAUCAUCUGCUACACUUCAAAUCCCGUCCGCACCCGCAAAUGCCGCAAAAGAAAUGACCGGAGAGAACAGGCGCGACUCGAACAUUUCAAGCAAAUUACCAAGGGCCAGUAGCCGGGAUCCUACAGCAGAAACCCGAUCAGCUGACGCGCGCUUGAGUAUCGACACUCGAACGCCGACACCUGCAGAAGAACGAAGUCCACCACCUAGCCAAGGGGCAGACUUGGAUUACCAGGCUGCAGUGAAUGCUCUAACUCUGCAGUUCUUGAACGAGCACGAGGCUACUCGAGUAGCUGCAAUAGCUUGGCUCAUCAUGUUGCAUAGGAAGGCUGGAGGAAGAAUUCUCUCCAUCGAUGAUGGAACCUUCCCAGCACUCCUAAAGACACUAUCAGAUCCUUCUGAAGCGGUUGUCACUCGCGACUUGCUUUUACUUUCGCAAAUAUCCAAGAACAGUGAAGACUCGUACUUCACUUCGUUCAUGGUGAAUCUCCUUCAGCUGUUCUGUACUGAUCGUCGGCUUCUCGAAACCCGUGGCAAUCUUAUUAUCAGGCAACUCUGCGUCACUUUGAGUGCGGAAAGAAUUUACCGAACGAUGGCCGACUGUCUUGAGAAAGAUGAAGACGUCGAGUUUACAAGCAUUAUGGUGCAAAAUCUCAACAACAACCUAAUCACUGCGCCGCAGCUUGCAGACCUCCGGAAACGUUUACGGAACCUGGAAACUCGUGAUGGUCAAACCUUCUUUGUAACCCUUUUCAAGUCUUGGUGCCACAAUGCAGUAGCCACCUUCUCCCUAUGUCUUCUGGCGCAAGCAUAUGAGCAGGCAUACCACCUUCUUCAAAUAUUUGCGGAGCUGGAAAUGACGGUCACUAUGUUGAUACAAAUCGACAAACUCGUGCAGCUCCUCGAGUCCCCAGUCUUUACCUACUUACGCCUUCAACUCCUCGAACCUGACAAGUUCCCACAUUUAUACAAAUGCCUUUAUGGCUUAUUAAUGCUCCUCCCCCAAUCAUCUGCCUUUGCUGCCCUUAAAAACCGCCUCAAUAGCGUCAGCGCUAUAGGCUACCUUCACAUUGCCCCACGCCCGUAUGUCCCCUCUCCCAUUGCGUCAUUCUACCAUUCUCGCCAGAAAAGCUCAGAGACCGUGCCUCAUAGUACUCAGCCGACGUCCAGCACGUCGAGCUUCGAGCGACCAAAUCGGCUCAAGGCAAGGGAAGAAGGCGGCAUCAGGUGGGUUGAGCUGCUGGAUAAGUUCAAAAGCGUCCAGGAGAAAGCAAGGAGGUCACAACGGCUGGCGAGCAUGGGCGAAGAUGCUAUCAUGACGCCGGUUGUGGAGAAAGAGAAGCCGCAGCCGCCGGAGGUGCCGCCAAAACCCUUCGUACAAAGUUCGGCUGCAGGUUCCGCUCGUCCUACGCCUCCGCCACCACUCGGACACCAGAAAGCUAAGUCGAGUUUGAGUAACCUGGGACGGUUUACUGGAGGCGUUACGGGCAGGAAGUCGAAGAAAUGAGCGUGAAUAUCCGCUCCAGUAUUCGAAUCAAGUGUUCACGAUGUACAAAACCUCUUUGCGUUCUGUCUAGUGUUCUUUGAUUGGCAAUUAAUACAUAUCUAAUGUGCUUUUGGAGUUUUGGGAGAGGGCUGCUUCUGAAAUAACGUAGACUAUCUAUUCUCAUGCCCCUUGUAGCUGCACGAAUGUUAUGAGGCUAUUUGUGGAGCCUACUUCAAAGACUUGGACAAGAGGUGAAUAUUCCUAGAGAUGACUAUCUUCUGUAUACUCCGGGAUUUACUGGCCUAGUCACGUAACCGUAGAGCGCCUGAGCAUAGAUGACACUCCUUUCCU